ACCCGGGCCGCGCUGCUCAGGGUUCUGCCGCCUCGCCGGGGUGUCGGUGAGUGGGGCCGCGCUUUUCCCUCAGCCUCGCUGGAGGAGCCGCGGCAGUACCUAGCGAGAAGCGCUUUAGCGCUUCCAGCUCCGCAAUGAUUCACUGUAGGUGUUCCAGAUGUUUUUCUUUCCCUUCAAAACGAAGGGUAAGAAAGCGGCCUCGAGUCCUGACGUUGUUAAGCCUGCCUGAGGAUGUUCUGUUCCACGUUCUGAAAGGCCUUCCUGCUGAGGACAUCCUCUCAGUCAGAGCUGUGCAUUCACAUCUUAAAUACCUUGUGGAUAAUCAUGCUAGUGUUUGGGCAUGUGCAAGUUUCCAAGAAAUAUGGCCGUCUCCAAGCAAUCUGAAGAUGUUUGAAAGGGCUGCUGAAAGGGGUAACUUCGAAGCUGCUGUGAAGCUGGGCAUAGCGUACCUGUACAAUGAAGGCUUGUCCAUAUCUGAUGAGGGCCGUGCGGAAGUGAACGGAUUAAAGGCAUCCCAUUUCUUCAGCCUGGCAGAGCGUCUGAAUGUGUCUGCAGCUCCAUUUAUCUGGCUUUUCAUCCGUCCUCCCUGGUCCCUGAGUGGAAGCUGUUGUAAAGCUGUGGUCUAUGAGAGUCUCAAAGCAGUGUGUCAGUUGGAGAAAGCUGAAAAAGGAUCUAUUCUCCACUGCUUGGCCAAGAUCUUGAGUCUCUUUGAGGAUGAAGAAAAAAGAAAAGAAUCCCUCGAAAUGUUUGAAGAAUCUUCCAAGGAGGGUUGUUUAAACAGCUCCUACCUCCUUUGGGAAAGCAACAAAAAGGCUUCUAUGUCAGAUCCUGGCAGAUACCUCCAAAGUCUCAGGAAACUAAGAGACUUUGCAGCGAAGGGCUGCUGGGAAGCACAGAUAGCUUUAGCCAAAGCUUGUGGUAAUGGAAACCAACUAGGAUUAGAAGCAAAAUCUUCCAGUGAAAUAGUGUCUCAAAUCUUUCAAGCUUCUCUUCCCAUCAACAAGCAAAGUAUCUUCAUUGUGCAGAAAGGAAUGAAUGAAACAAUGAGGUACAUCCUGAUUGACUGGCUGGUGGAAGUGGCUACCAUGAAAGACUUCUCUAGCCUAUGCCUUCACAUGACAGUGGGAUGUGUGGAUCGUUACUUGAAGAUGAGACCUGUACCUCGGGCUCGACUCCAGCUUUUGGGAAUAGCCUGCAUGGUCAUUUGCACACGUUUCAUCAGCAAAGAGAUCCUGACAAUCCGGGAAGCUGUGUGGCUCACAGACAACACCUACAAAUAUGAAGACUUGGUCCGAAUGAUGGGCGAGAUCAUUUCUGCCCUAGAAGGAAAGAUAAGGAUACCUACCAUUGUGGACUACAAAGAUGUAUUGUCAAACAUUGUCUCACUCGAGAGAAGAACUCUUCACCUUUACAGCUUCAUUUGCGAACUGUCACUCUUAAACACAAGCCUUUGUGUGUAUUCUCCAGCUCAGGUGGCAGCUGCAGCGCUGCUGCUGGCUAAGAUACUACACAGGCAAGCACACCCCUGGACCAGCCAGCUGUCUGAGUGCACUGGUUUCUCCCUUGAAGACCUCCUGCCCUGUGUCCUAAGCCUCUACCAAAAGUGCUUCCACGAUGAUGUCCCAAAGGAUUAUAGGCAGGUGUCCUUAACUGCAGUGAAACAACGAUUUGAGGAUGAGCGUUAUGAAGAGAUAGGCAAGGAGAAGAUGAUGAGUUACAGCCAGCUCUGUUCAGUGCUGGGUGUGAAACAGGAGGACCCAGAGCCCAAUCCCUUGCAUACAAAUGUGGUGGAAAUUCAGACUUUCCUAAGCUCUCCCUCUGGCAAGAGAACUAAAAGGAGGAGGGAAGACAGCAUUCAGGAUGACAGAGGCAGCUUUGUGACUACACCCACAGCAGAGCUAUCCACCCAGGAGGAAAGUCUUCUAGAUAACUUCCUAGACUGGAGUUUAGAUUCCUGCUCUGGUUAUGAAGGUGAUCAGGAAAGUGAAGGCGAGAGAGAUGGAGAUGUGACAAGUCCCAGUGGGAUCCUGGACAUGACAGUGGUUUACAUGGAUCCUGCAGAGCACUGCUGUCAGGACUCCAGCGAUGAGGACAACCUAACUGUGGAGUGGAGUGGGCACACAGUGCCCCUGGGCGAGGCAAACCUGCUGGAUGACACUCAGAGCCUUUCAGCAUAUCUAACACCAAGAAAUUCUAACCUGGAAGGGAGCUCAGGCUACUCUUCUGUCAACAGUGCCAGUCCUAUGUCUUCUUUAGAAGGCAGCCUUGGAGUACCUCUGAAACCUACCUCAGCACUGUCUGCUGGCAGUGCCAGGAGCAAGGAGCCAUACCCGCCUCACUACCUGGAACCAUGUUUACAGUCAGCCUGUGCUAGGCCUAGCACAGGCAAGCGUGACAGAAGGCAAGUCAAGAGGAAAAAUGUGGCAGAACACAGUGAAGAAAGGGUCAACUUGGGCUUCUUCAGCCUCUGAUUUCCUCAUGCUCUUUUCUGAGAUUUCUGGAAUCAGUGUUUCUGUUGUAGCCAUACAGGGAUGAUAGUGAAUAAUUGUCAGUACCUCCAAAAAGAGCCCUUCCCCUCAACUUUGCUUAUGUCCCUUUUGUAACCUGUAGCUCACUUCUGGGCCACUUCCUUCCUUGAUAACUACCUUUUAAAGUAUUCCCUGUUGUCUGAUCCUCUGCAAACUAAGAUCCUUCUCCACAUAGGAAAUGUUAUAGCUCACUUCUGUCAUACCUCAACAGUUAUUCCUUGGUGAUAGGAAUGAACUUGUCGUGUCCUUGCUUCGCUGUGAGGCCUGGUACCAUAAAUGAAAGGAAUGGACUUUGGUUCUCAAGUUAUUUGCUGGAACACUAUGUUUGAAUUCUUCCACUUGAAAGACCUUUUUGAGGAUGUGCUGCCUUUUCCUUCUGGCCAGGUACUGUCUCACUUAGCUGGUGCUUCCCUCUUCUAUGUAUAUACCAUUUGCUGCACUGAUACAAGGUUUUUAUGGAUACAGUCAAGGUAAAUGAAGGCUCACUGCAGGUCUGAGCUUCUGUUUUACCUACCUCUCAGAUAAUUUUUAACUCCAUUGCCUCUGGCUCUAGCUGCCAUGUUUUCCUCCCCUAAAAAGUCCUCCUUUUGUGCCUUAACGCUUUACUGCCGAGUGCUCCAGUAACGUGAUCUCUGUGAACUGUUAGUCUCUGCUGCAACUGUGGUUGAACUGCUUCCUCCAGCUGCUGCCUCCACUUCACUUUGUGUCUUGCACAGUCUUCCUUGCUGUUUCCAUUAACAUGUCCUCAAGGAAAGCACAACUCGCUUGAACACUAGACCCAGGCAGCAACACAGGAAGGGCAGUCAGUCUCUUACUGAAAGCCUUAAUUUAGGCCUUCCUAUUGGCACCUUAGCUGCAAGGGCAGCAUCUGCUUCUCUUGCCAAUGAUAAAAUCUGUGCUGGCCACCUCCACUGACCUCAGCUCAGCAAGCCUGGGCUACAUCUCCUUCAGCCUGUGAACAUGAGAACAUCUUCCCUUGACAAACACCACUGAAAUACCAAGGUACAAGACGUGCAGGAGACAUCACUGAAUUGAACACUGGAACUGGACUCUGCCUUUUCCUCUGGUUAGAAGUUACUGUGGCAGUCGGCAGCAGUUCAGAUACACACAGUGUAGCAAUUUUUUUUUUUAUAAAAAACUUUUUUAAUA
Messenger RNA from Pezoporus occidentalis (night parrot), 3677 nucleotides. RefSeq names its product cyclin F (gene CCNF). The transcript has 17 exons. Bases 135 to 2471 code for a protein of 778 amino acids. Gene Ontology annotation, cellular component: nucleus; centrosome; cytoplasm. Gene Ontology annotation, molecular function: cyclin-dependent protein serine/threonine kinase regulator activity; protein binding. NCBI's taxonomy places the organism in Eukaryota, Metazoa, Chordata, Aves, Psittaciformes, Psittacidae. Gene Ontology annotation, biological process: mitotic cell cycle phase transition; regulation of cyclin-dependent protein serine/threonine kinase activity. The record is from RefSeq and is a predicted model, not a curated record.